Messenger RNA from Hydatigera taeniaeformis, 1545 nucleotides. Lineage: Eukaryota; Metazoa; Platyhelminthes; Cestoda; Cyclophyllidea; Taeniidae. The record is from the annotation of a GenBank genome assembly.
AUGGAGUCCUUCUUGGGUGCCUCGUCCUCUGUUUCUGACCUAAGCUCUCCACAAUCGGUUAUGGUAGGCACUGCUGGUGCCUUCAUCGGGAAACAUGUAAACAUCCCAACUUUUUGCAAAAUUAAGGUUGUCGUUGUCGAGUACCAUAACGAGGCUCUUAGGUAUAUUUAUCGCUCUAUUGGGGCCAAAAAAAUUCCGUUUGAUGGUCUUAAGCUACUUCAUAUCGACUCUCACCCAGAUUUGUGUAUUCCUAAUAUACACCCGUCCAAAAUCUUAUCUAAACCAUAUGAAAUGCUGAAGUUUGUGGUGAAUGGUUCUGGCAGCUUUAGUGUAAAUGUUCCAGAAGCCUACUUUUACAAUGAAGGCAUCUACGCUCAUCGUAAAGACAUGGAGUCGUCGGUCCCUUUUACUCUCACCGUCGGCACUAUACACGAGUCAAAUACAAUGUGCAGUGCCUGCACGGACAUUACCAGUGCAUUGAUCAAUGAGGCUUUUAUUCUAGACGUCGAUCUGGAUGCAUUUUCUACUAGAGAUCCAUUUCGAGAUUCAUACAGUGCUGAACAGUUCGCACUGAUUGACAAGCUCUUCACAGCCCCUCGUCCACCGCCACUGGGACUGCUGCCAGAAACCUCUGAGGUAGACGCUUCUACUGUGACGUCGGCAGAGGCGGAGGUCGUGUUUGAAAGUGCUAGUCUCGCUGCGAAGGUGGUUUGUGAGGAACACAAGGCUCAUCUCUCCACCUUAUGGCGCUGCAUGCGCACUCUGGCCACUGGUGUGCCGAUUGUGAAUGAAGAAGGGGUGUCAUCGAUUUGUGAUUCUCACGAAAUGCUUGCUCUCGCUACUCUUCUCCUCUCUCUCCCACAGGGCACAUUCUCAACCUGUGUUCAUGCUGCCAUCCAAGCCACCCAUUCCGCUGCCCUUUUUUCGAUUCAGCAGUAUUCCGGUACCGACUCAUCGCCUCGUAUCGCGCCUAAUGACGCAAGGCGUCGUGCUGCUAGCGUAGAUGCUGAUAUGGAGGUGACUGAGAAUAUCUACAUAGAUUUGUCGGAGUUGGAUGAGAUCGGUCAACUGCGACUGUCUCACUGCGGUCUAUCUCCAAAGAGCUGUAGUCCUGAACCACCGAAAGAGAAACAGCAGCGGGUGGAUUCCGAUGAUCCUGGAGAUUGCGAAAAGACAGAUCUAGCAAUGAUGGCUUGUCUUCAUGACUUAUGGAAGAGCCUAGCGGAUAGGGAGAACUACCCUUUACCACACUACGUUUCUUCGACUCAGGAGCAGGAGGAGCUAGUGGCAGGUCUAGAGAGUCUCCUGAAUCGUCUGCACAAUCCCUGCCUCAUCACGGUAGCUCGAUCCGUGGAGGACGGUUACACGCCGGCGGAACAAAUUGCUGACUUGCAGUUGCGGUUCUUCAAAGCAUUGCAGCGUAUCUAUGGCACAGCGAUGCUUUCUGUGGUGCUCGAUUACGAUGGAGCCACUGUUGAUGCGUCAGCUCUGCGGUCAAUGGGAUUAGAGGUGAUAGAGGCUCGAGGUGAGGCACAUCCACCGUGA